Myotis davidii is the source of this 798-nucleotide messenger RNA. RefSeq names its product ATP synthase, H+ transporting, mitochondrial Fo complex subunit C3 (subunit 9) (gene ATP5MC3). The coding region runs from base 21 to 446 and encodes 141 amino acids. NCBI's taxonomy places the organism in Eukaryota, Metazoa, Chordata, Mammalia, Chiroptera, Vespertilionidae. Gene Ontology annotation, molecular function: proton transmembrane transporter activity. The transcript is spliced from 4 exons. The record is from RefSeq and is a predicted model, not a curated record. Gene Ontology annotation, biological process: proton transmembrane transport; proton motive force-driven ATP synthesis.
CGCCGCCCCGGGAGUGUAAGAUGUUCGCCUGCGCCAAGCUCGCCUGCAGCCCGGCUCUGAUCCGAGCUGGAUCCAGAGUUGUAUACAGACCAAUUUCUGCAUCAGUGUUCUCUCGACCAGAGGCUAGGACUGGAGAGGGCUCUACAGUAUUUAAUGGGGCCCAGAAUGGUGUGCCUCAGCUAAUCCAAAGGGAGUUUCAGACCAGUGCAAUCAGCAGAGACAUUGAUACUGCUGCCAAAUUUAUUGGUGCAGGUGCUGCAACAGUAGGAGUGGCUGGCUCUGGUGCUGGUAUUGGAACAGUCUUUGGCAGCCUUAUCAUUGGUUAUGCCAGAAACCCUUCGCUGAAGCAGCAGCUGUUCUCAUAUGCUAUCCUGGGAUUUGCCUUAUCUGAAGCUAUGGGUCUUUUUUGUUUGAUGGUUGCUUUCUUGAUUUUGUUUGCCAUGUAACAGAUAUUACUGCUUGAAAUGUUGGCAUUCAUAUUAAUUACGGAUGUAAUUCUGUGUACCUUACUGUGACUCCGAGCACUAUAGUAUUGGUGUCAUGGAAAUAGACAUUAUUUCCAAAGUCAUUUCAUUAAAGAUGAAAACUUUAAUUUUUGCUGUGAUUUGUACUUCCCUACAUUUAGAUCAUCACAAAGAAGGACAUGCAUUCAGGCAGAUGCUGUACAAGUCAGAGGGAACUACAGCCGUUGCCUCACUGAUGAAAAAGAUCCUAAUGUAAUUUUUAUGGGAAUUCUUUUAUAUAGUGUCUGAACAUUGUAAAUUAUAGGGUUUUUGAUUCAUUAAAGGAGAAAUAUUU